AUGUCCAAACCGGCUCACACAGGUACUCCCAUGAGUCGUGAGUCUACGAGCAGCUUCCAGCGUACGGGAUCGCCUCCUGUGCCGACGCUGAGCUCUCCAAACUCUACGCAAGAUUCUAUUCAUGGCACUUUGAACAAUAAAGACAUCGAUUUUAGGGCCGUUUCGAAACACUUGGUAAAUCAAGAAGAUACUCUUAAACACCAAGGAGGUGACGUGGCCCGUCACAUAUACCAGCAAAUGGACCACGUAUAUCGGAAUGAAGACCAGCGACCAAAACGAACAAGAAGCUCUUCAUUUUCUACAUACUUGGAUGAAGCUCGCAGAAGAGAAAGUACUGCUAGUGAUCUAAAUGUUCCCGGUGGAUUCCGCCGUGAGUUUCUCAUUAAUAAGUCCUUGAAGGAAAACCAAGAACCUCCAAACUUUCUCACCAGCAAUUUUAUGGAGUUUUUGAGCAUUUAUGGUCAUUUUGCUGGUGAAGAUUUCAAUGAUGAAGACGAUACUAAUGAAGAUAACUAUGAUGAAGUUUUCGAUGAAGAAUCUCUGUUAUUGGGCGAUCGAAGACACGGACAAUCGAACUCCCAACCUCGAAAACAACCAAAGGGUUCAGCAUCUGUUGCCAAGACAUACUUUUUGGUGUUUAAAGCACUUGUGGGUUCCGGAGUUCUCUUUCUUCCUCGAGCAUUUUGCAAUGGAGGACUUGUUUUCUCCAUCUUCACACUUUCCCUCUUCGGGUUCUUGACAUUCAUGUGUUACAUUAUACUCAUCAAGACGAAAAAGAUUUUGAAUUUGUCAUCGUUUGGUGAAUUGGGUUACAAAACUUAUGGUAAACCACUCAAGUUUUGUAUAUUGAUCUCGAUCAUUAUUUCGCAAGUGGGGUUCGUUGCCACUUACAUCUUAUUCACGGCGGAAAACAUGACGUCGUUUUGUCGCAAUUUCCUCAGCAUAGACAGCCCUUACUUGACCACAGCAAACAUUGUCAUCAUUCAAUGUAUUUUCUUGGUUCCUCUCGUUUUGAUUCGAAACUUGGCCAAAUUAUCACUCAUAUCUUUAAUAUCUUCGGUGUUUAUUGUGGUGGGUCUUCUUAUCAUCUUUUACUAUUCCGGUCUUCAACUUGCUGAACAAGGAUUGGGUCCCAAUAUUGUGAACUUCAACUCCAAGAGUUGGUCUAUGCUCAUUGGUGUUGCAGUUACGGCAUUCGAAGGAAUAGGAUUAAUCUUACCAAUUGAAGCCUCCAUGGCCAAACCAGAAAAGUUCCCUCAAGUUUUGUUCAUAAGUAUGGUUUUGAUUACCACUUUAUUUGUUUGCAUUGGUACCAUUGGCUACACUGCAUUUGGAGAAGAGGUAAAGUCGAUCAUUAUUCUCAAUUUGCCCAACGAUAGAUUAUCGGUCAAUAUGAUUAUGGUGCUCUAUUCGUGCGCCGUAUUUUUGACGGCACCGCUUCAAUUGUUUCCUGCAGUCAAGAUAGGAGAGUCCACUCUUUUUGGGUUUCUUGUGUCGGCGGACUACAAAGGUUUCAAAGAUGAAGAUGGUAGAUUGUACCAUGGUUCAGGAAAAUACUCUACCAACAUCAAAUGGUUGAAGAAUUUGUUCCGAGCCUUGUUUGUCAUCGUGAUAUGCACGUUGGCUUACGUCAAUUCAAAGAACAUCGACAAGUUUGUAUCUUUCAACGGCUGUUUUGCAUGCAUUCCAUUGGUGUACAUUUAUCCUCCACUUAUUCAUUUGAAAACCUACCAAUAUGACAAACAAGAGACUAAAGUGGGUAAGUUUUUGAAAGUGUUUGAUGUGAUUCUUGUGGCAGUGGGAAUUGUGGUGGUCACCUACACAACGUACCAGAUUCUCUUUCUCAACUAG
Meyerozyma guilliermondii ATCC 6260 is the source of this 1851-nucleotide messenger RNA. RefSeq lists its product as uncharacterized. Gene Ontology annotation, biological process: amino acid transmembrane transport. The transcript has a single exon. NCBI's taxonomy places the organism in Eukaryota, Fungi, Ascomycota, Pichiomycetes, Serinales, Debaryomycetaceae. Bases 1 to 1851 code for a protein of 616 amino acids. The record is from RefSeq and is a predicted model, not a curated record. Gene Ontology annotation, molecular function: amino acid transmembrane transporter activity.